AUGAGUGACAGGAGCCAACUGCUGGGAGCUACACAUGCACUCAGUCGGUCUCCUAAAUUGUCUGUCUUAUCUGUUAUCUGGGUCAAACACUACACUGCUUUUCAAGGUUUGUUGUCCAGUCUCUGAGAAAGAUGGCUACCAGUAAUCCAGUAUUGAACAGAUUAGAGCAGAGGGCCUCAGAGGCUGAUCAAGUUAUUGUAUACCUCAAACAGCAAGUUGCACUUCUUAAAGAAAAAGCAAUUUUGCAGGCAUCUCUACGGGAGGAGAAGAAGCUCCGCGUGGAAAAUGCAAAGCUGAAGAAAGAAAUUGAAGAACUGAAAGAUCACCUUGUGCGAAAAGAAGUAAAAAAUGGAGUUAAACAGGUUGGUGUUCCUGCUAGUACACCAGCUGUCUCCAGUUCCGCUACCUCACAACCUGCUGCUCAACCUGCUCCUGUGAAACCUGCCCCUCCAGCACCGAAAGUAGGGGGUGAAGAGAAGAAAAAGGAAAAGACCGAAAAGAAAGGAGAGAAAAAAGAGAAGAAAUCUGCUGCAGUGGUUGAUGACUCCAGACCUGUUGAUGUGUCUCGCUUGGACAUGCGUGUGGGCUGCAUCAUCUCAGCCAAGAAGCACCCAGAUGCAGACUCUCUGUAUGUAGAAGAAGUAGACGUAGGAGAAGCCAUACCAAGGACUGUCGUCAGUGGCCUUGUGAAGCAUAUUCCAAUUGAACAGAUGCAGAAACGGAUGGCUGUGCUGCUCUGCAACUUGAAACCUGCCAAAAUGAGAGGGGUGCUAUCCCAAGCCAUGGUUAUGUGUGCUAGCUCUCCAGAGAAGGUGGAAAUAUUGGACCCUCCCAGUGGAGCAGUUCCUGGAGAUAGAAUCACCUUCCGGGGCAUACCAGGAGAACCCGACAAAGAGCUAAAUCCUAAGAAGAAGACCUGGGAGCAGAUCCAGCCUGACCUCCUUACUAAUGAGGACUGUGUGGCCAUGUAUAAGGGUGUACCAUUUGAAGUGAAUGGAAAAGGGGUAUGCAAAGCCCAAACGAUGUCACGAAGCAGCAUUAAAUAAAUGAUGUCUUCUCCUUUGGUAGGGUGUGAAGAGCACAUUCUAAAGCUGAGCUAGUGCAGAGAGCAAAUUACAAUAAACGCUGACAACUUGUUAAUCACCA
This is a messenger RNA of Pseudophryne corroboree (corroboree frog), 1146 nucleotides long. It is a transcript of the gene AIMP1, whose product is annotated as aminoacyl tRNA synthetase complex interacting multifunctional protein 1. Bases 132 to 1046 code for a protein of 304 amino acids. The record is from RefSeq and is a predicted model, not a curated record. Gene Ontology annotation, molecular function: tRNA binding. NCBI's taxonomy places the organism in Eukaryota, Metazoa, Chordata, Amphibia, Anura, Myobatrachidae. The transcript is spliced from 7 exons.